UAGAUGCUGUGAUGGAUGAAGUUUCGUUAAACGAUCAGGGAAGUGGGGAAAUUGGAGGGACACUAACAUGUGCUGGAUGUCUCAAUGCAAUUGAUGAGGAUGAAUUUAUACAGGCACUAAAUCAAGAAUGGCACAUUGAUUGCUUCUGCUGCUCAGCAUGUGAUAUUGGUCUCUCCUCGUGGUAUUUUGAGAAGGAUGGCUUACUUUUCUGUAAAGAUGACUACUGGGCUGCUUAUGGGGAAGCCUGUCAAGGUUGUGGCCAAAUCAUCACAGGUCCAGUCAUGCUGGCAGGAGAUCACAAAUUUCACCCAGAAUGUUUUGCCUGUAACUCUUGCGGAGCUUUCAUUGGGGAUGGAGAGAGUUAUGCAUUGGUUGAAAGAUCCAAGCUCUAUUGUGGAAGUUGUUACAAGAGGCAGAUGCAGCCAAUCAAUAGGACAGCUAAUCAUCCAUUCACCAGGAAGCCACAUAGCAUCAGAUUGGUAGAAAUACCUCCAAAUACUUCUGAUCCUGAGAAACAGAGAGGAAUCAAGCUGACGUUAGACACAACCCCUAGUCCUCGAAAUUGUGGUGCUUUGCUUCGUAUAUCUGAGUUAAUGAGAAAUGUUCGUGGAAAGAUCAGUAAGCUGCUGGCCUUUGUGAUGGAGGUUCUAUUUAGGCUAUGCUGCCACUUCUCUAAUCAUAGACUGAAUAUGUCCAGUGAUCUCAUAUCUUUACACAUUGGCGACCGAAUACUCGAAGUCAAUGGCACUCCAGUUAAGGAUCAGCCCAUAGAGAGCAUUGAAAAUCUUAUACAACAUUCAGACACAGUUUUACAGUUAACCAUUGAACACGAUCCGGACGCAGUAUCGCGACGACCAACAUUUUCUUCGCCGUCUGCGGCGAUGUUGACAUCGAUCCCAAGUCCAAGGACGAGUCCAGAAAAUAAAGAACGUUUAUUUAAACGUCGCGAUGAAGGUUAUAUCAGUGGAACUCGAAGCAGACAGUUGCGGAGAACUAGAGAUCCUAUGCACAAAGAGCGGAGUAGCUCCAUGUCGCGACUGCUUGACGGAUCUGCAACAAAUCCUACAUGUGACUUAAGCAGAACUAGAUCGUUUCGUGUCGAACCAAAGAAUCAAAGAAUAUUCCGUGCCAGUGAUCUAGUGAAGGGUGAACUCUUGGGUACAGGAUUUUUUGGACAAGUGUUCAAAGUCACACACAGGGAUACCAAUGAAGUAAUGGUCUUAAAAGAGUUGUACAGAGUGGACGAAGAAGCUCAAAAGAAUUUUUUGAAAGAGGUAGCUGUGUUACGCUCGUUACACCAUAACAAUGUUCUCCGAUUCAUCGGUGUUCUCUACAAAGAUAAAAAGCUGCAUUUGGUCACCGAGUAUAUAUCAGGCGGUACUCUGAGAGCCCUACUGCACGAUGCGAACGAAAUUCUACCGUGGGAGCAGCGUACGUCGUUUGCUAAAGAUAUAGCCGCCGGUAUGGCUUACUUACAUUCCAUGAAUAUCAUUCAUCGAGACUUGAACUCGCACAAUUGUCUCGUACGCGAGGAUAAGACUGUGGUCGUGGCCGACUUUGGCCUCGCCAGGAUAAUACAAAAUGGCAACUCACCCGACAAUCGUAAAUACAACAGACAUUCCGACGGAGAGGCGAAAACUUCUAAAAAAGAGCGGAAAAAAAGGUAUACAGUGGUCGGGAAUCCAUAUUGGAUGGCGCCUGAGAUGAUGAAGGGCAACAAAUACGACGAGAAAGUGGACAUAUUCAGCUUUGGCAUAGUUGUUUGUGAAAUAAUCGGACGAGUCCAAGCCGAUCCCGAUUAUUUACCAAGAUCCUCAGAUUUUGGUCUAAAUCAAAAUGUAUUCAAGGAGAAAUUCUGUUCCAAUUGUCCAGAGAUGUUCUAUAUGAUCGCCUUUCUUUGUUGCGACCUGAACCCUGACAAGAGACCGCCUUUUGAGGUUAUGCAUAUCUGGUUAAAUGGUUUAGCGAUGCAUUUAUCAGUUGGGGUAGAGUUACCUUCGGAUUUAGAGUUUGAUAUUAGAAAUUACACAGGGCCAAGUACAAGUACUAGUGAAUCUAAUACUCCAGAGAGUUUAGCGCUUCAAUUGAAGCCUAUUAAAGAAGGUCAAGUGCAUCAAGAGAAGAAAAGGUGCAGUGGAUGCGACGACAGCACGCUGGAACGCGAGGAUGUUGUGCUCAAUAACAAUAUGCUUCAAGUGCCUGACGUGAUCAGUCCUCGUGGAAGGUACACCAGGCAGAACAGUAAAACGAGCGAGUCGUCUGGAAACUCUGGUCGUUAUUCGAGACAAAACUCGAGAUCCAAGGAAAUUUCUAUCGAAAAGCCAGAUAUUGUUAUUUCGCCAGAGGCUAGUGUAUUUGUUGGCUGUUUCCCGAGACAGGCGAUCAAAUCGAACGAAUCUUCUCCUCACUAUUCCAACGACAAACAGGACUCACACGUCAAACAGAAUGAUCAGACUGAGUGUAACCCGAAACGGAUACCAUCUACGAUUGAAAAAAUCAGAUAUCUGGGCAGAGCAAGUCCGUGCUCUCUGUCGGACACUCCUGAAUACAUUAUCGAUAACAAGUGCUCGUACAAAGUGAAUAAUAUUUUGAACUCAAAGUCACCAGAAAAGAGCAACGAGCAUAAUUUGGUCAGCAGUGGUGGCCAUUCGAGAACCAAGCUAGAGGGCAAGUUCAAGAUGCCCGAUGCAAAUUCUGUCAGUUCCUAUUUGAAACAAAUUGGUAAAUCUACGACGAACACUAUGGAGAAGGAGAAUAAAAAUGACAGUCAGAACGAUAAUGAGGUGAAGAAGUCUGGUGCUGAGACCCCAAAGUCAUCGUCAGGUUCCUAUCUGAGAAGGACCAAGAUUUCUCCCACGAAGGAAACGCCAAAGAAUGCAUUUUCGACACAGAAAAACGGACAAUCCGAAGCUGGUACUUCGUUGCAAUCAAAAGUAACCGUAAGCCCAGGAGAAGUAGUUGAAACUGAGCCUACCAACGACAGGGUGACCAGACAGGAAAGUAACGUGUCAGAUAUUGGCAUUAUAUUGUCCAGGCAGGGGAGUCUCACAGUAUUAGACUGCACAGUGAAACACAAAGAUACGAUGUACAAAGACUAUUCGCCUUUCAAUACCCUGCAGGAGGAUCUGCACAGAGAGGGCAGUUUCAGGAAGAAUGCUGCGCUUCAUUAUACAGAUAGUGUCUAUUCGAACACGAGUCUUUCCAAGAAUGAUGAUCUCCUUUCUUAUAACACAAGAAAUGAGACUAACAUGGAUAACCAAAAAGACUGCACUACGUCCAUCCAAGAUUGCGCUAAGCUCGAGUCCAAUGAUUCGAAAAAAUCGGUAAUCGACACCAAGUCUGUGUACGAUAGCAAAUUGUCUAACUCUUUGACUGAGUACACUGACUGCUACAAGAAUAUAAAUCUAUGCAGGCAGGAUAGUUUCGGUUCCGACAGCGCGGUUGGUACCAUGAAGAGUGACUUUUUCGCCGAGUUGGAUUUCGUUCAAUUGAGAGACGGUAGGCAUACACCGGAUUUGUGCCAUACUCCUGAUCGGUGUUGCACGCCGAACAGGGCGACGUCGCCAAUCGAGAGCACAGCUCUGUGA
Molecule: messenger RNA, 3587 nt
Organism: Habropoda laboriosa
Lineage: Eukaryota; Metazoa; Arthropoda; Insecta; Hymenoptera; Apidae
Gene: LIMK1
Product: LIM domain kinase 1
Exons: 8
Coding region: 12-3587 (1191 amino acids)
Biological process (GO): protein phosphorylation; actin cytoskeleton organization
Cellular component (GO): cytoplasm; nucleus
Molecular function (GO): protein serine/threonine kinase activity; protein binding; ATP binding
Source: RefSeq, a predicted model, not a curated record